CAUCGUUGACACCGCACGUGGAGGACAGCCAUCUAACGAAAAUAGAGAAGACGGAAUUAAAUCUAUUAAAGUACUCCAGGAUAGAAAAUAAAUAACCAUGGAAGUAGAUACUAUAAAUGUGGAUAUCUUUGGGCCCACCAAGAAGGCAAAAAAGCGCAACGCUAAUGUAACUGAUCAAGAUGUGGAAAUGCAGGUGGAUGCUGCCACGGGGAUCGAGGGCAAGGAACGUUCUAGCCACGGACAGGCGCCGAAAGCCAAGCGUAUACGCAGCGAGAUGCGCAAGGUGGCCGUGCCGCCACACAGAUACAGCUCACUCAAGGAGCAAUGGAUGAAAAUCUUUACGCCGGUGGUGGAGCACAUGAAACUGCAAAUACGCUUCAACGUAAAGACACGCCAAGUGGAGCUGCGCGUUGGCCCCGAAACUCCAGAUAUAUCCAAUCUGCAAAAGGGCGCAGACUUCGUCAAGGCCUUCCUAUGCGGCUUCGACGUUGACGAUGCUCUGGCUUUGCUCCGACUGGAGGAUCUCUUCAUAGAGACCUUUGAGAUCCGAGACGUGAAAACGCUGCGCGGCGACCAUCAAUCCCGUGCCAUUGGCCGUCUUGCUGGCAAGGGUGGACGAACGAAAUUCACCAUCGAGAAUGUGACCAAAACCCGAAUUGUGCUCGCCGACAGCAAGAUCCAUAUUCUGGGCAGCUAUAAGAACAUUCAGCUGGCACGUCGCGCCAUUUGCAACUUGAUCCUCGGCUCGCCACCAAGCAAGGUUUAUGGCAAUCUGCGCGCCGUUGCCUCUCGCCUCUCGGAGCGCAUGUAAAGGCUGUGAUCAUAGGGCUACAGUGGAAGGACCUACCAUAGACCUAGACUAUAAUUA
Messenger RNA from Drosophila navojoa, 868 nucleotides. RefSeq names its product RNA-binding protein pno1. Gene Ontology annotation, molecular function: RNA binding. Gene Ontology annotation, cellular component: nucleus. The record is from RefSeq and is a predicted model, not a curated record. Lineage: Eukaryota; Metazoa; Arthropoda; Insecta; Diptera; Drosophilidae.